Messenger RNA from Paracoccidioides lutzii Pb01, 449 nucleotides. RefSeq lists its product as hypothetical. The transcript is spliced from 3 exons. The record is from RefSeq and is a predicted model, not a curated record. The annotation marks the transcript as partial.
UCAGUAAUCAAACAGCAAGUCAAAAUAUUAUUCUCUCUGAGACUGCCAAGAGAUCUUUGCACAAUGUCAAAAGUGAUUAUCACAAGCUGAUUAUAUGCAAUGAGAAUAAUUAUUAUAAAUUUAUUACAAAAUUCUUACACCUGACAGGUGAGGUCAAGAUUGUCAAUAGAGACUACAAGACAGACUUCAAUGAUAAGCUGUUCUUUAAUCUUCAGAGAAUGAUAGCAGUAGUCAAUACAAUCACAAAUACAUAUAUUGAGUUUCAGAAGAUUUGUACUCAGGUAGCUUAUAUCUUUCAGAUAAUUAAUAUCUUUAAUAGUCAAACUCUCUCUGACACCUCUGCUACAAAAUUCUAUAUUAUGAAGAAAACUAUAAGCACUUAUUCAGAUAUUCAGUGGUAUUACUGCAAGGAGAAAAAUCACAUUACAAGGAACUACUUCAUGAAAUAG